Messenger RNA from Talaromyces rugulosus, 1584 nucleotides. RefSeq lists its product as uncharacterized. The transcript has 2 exons. The coding region runs from base 1 to 1584 and encodes 527 amino acids. NCBI's taxonomy places the organism in Eukaryota, Fungi, Ascomycota, Eurotiomycetes, Eurotiales, Trichocomaceae. Gene Ontology annotation, molecular function: protein serine/threonine phosphatase activity. Gene Ontology annotation, biological process: protein dephosphorylation. The record is from RefSeq and is a predicted model, not a curated record.
AUGUUUUCGAUACAGAGGCGCCGGUUGGGUCUAACAUUUUUCAAGACAACUUCGUUCUUGUCGGGAAUUCCCCGUCGCCUGUUUGCGAACAGCAUUAAAAACAAGAAACCCAUCACCUGCGUCCUUAGUCCUACCUGCCGAUACGCAUUUGUUGCCAGUGCGGCUUUCAGUGGCGGGAUACUAGCAUCUUAUCUCUUCUAUCAACAAUCUCCAUCCACAACAACGGAAGCUGUUAAAAAGCCCGUGGAUAUACAACCUGUCAAUGUGAAUUCUUUGCGGGACACUAAAGCGGCUUGUCAUGUACCUUCGUUAUCUAUAGAGCAAUCUAACGAGCGACUACGGGCCAACGAAGCGGAAUAUGUCAUAAAACAUCUGGGAGAUUGUCAUUAUCACCGAAAUACUUUGCCUAGCAACUCAGUGACGGAAGAUGCACAUGAAGAGGCUGUCGUGAAAUUGUCUAGUGGCCAUUUUUUAGGCCUUUGGGGGAUAUAUGAUGGUCAUAUGGGAUCUGCGAUGUCCACCGCCCUGUCCAAAACGUUAACGAGUGCCGUCGCCAUUGAAUUAGACAAAGUCCUCUCACCAGGUGUUAAUUUUUCAGUUGACACAGUCAUGCGUACCAUCAAGCAUACCUUUCUCAAGGUCGACGACUACUUUGUCUGGCAGCGUCACGAGGAAUUGCUCCAGCAUACACCUCCAGAUUCAAGUAUUACACGAGAUCCCCUGUCCUUGCCAGCUACAAAUCUUCUCCAGGAAGCCCUUGCAGGAUCAUGUGCUCUACUUUCAAUCUACGAUUAUCAGUCUCGUCUCUUUUAUGUAGCAGUAGCCGGUGAUUCUCGAGCAGUUCUCGGACGUCGCAGUAGCAAAAAUACCUGGACUGCCAAAGCGCUUUCUCGGGAUCAAUUUAGCUUUAAUCCUGAUGAAAAGGCCCGAAUCCAGUCCCAACAUCCUGGAGAGUUAGACGUACUAAAAAAGGGACGUCUCCUAGGACUUCUAGAGCCCACUCGAGCAUUUGGUGGUAUGUACUUCAAAUGGACGGAUGAAAUGCAGAGUAUGAUUCGGACGAAGUAUUUGAAUGAUCAUAACCAGGCAAGGCAGACAGUUCCAAACACGACUCCACCGUAUCUCACCGCCGAACCUGUCGUUACAGCCACAUCCAUUCGGCCUGAGAAAGAUGAUUUUAUCGUUAUGGCCUCGGAUGGAUUGUGGGAGUUGUUGAGCAAUGAAGAGGUCGUCGGGCUGGUCGGACAGUGGAUAGACGGGCAAAAAGAUAAAUGUGACGUAGGAGGCAAGGGUAUUGUCAUCACAGCCUCUACCAGUGAUUCGACUGAGCAAAAAGGACCUGAUUCAAACCGUCUGGGGGAUUUCAGUCCAAGUGAAAGGUUCACCUGCGAAGAUAGCAACGCAGCCACACAUUUACUUCGAAAUGCCUUGGGUGGGAAGUUACACCAGGGUCAAAUGUUUCGUGCUAUGUUGACGCUCUCAUCCCCAUUAAGCAGAGCCUAUCGGGAUGAUCUCACCGUCAUGGUUCUUCUUUUUGGCGAAAUGCCGAGCGAUGGAGGAUCUAUUACAAGUAGUUCAGCUUGA